Molecule: messenger RNA, 1550 nt
Organism: Colletotrichum navitas
Lineage: Eukaryota; Fungi; Ascomycota; Sordariomycetes; Glomerellales; Glomerellaceae
Product: aspartate-semialdehyde dehydrogenase
Exons: 3
Coding region: 218-1303 (361 amino acids)
Biological process (GO): L-threonine biosynthetic process
Molecular function (GO): aspartate-semialdehyde dehydrogenase (NADP+) activity; NAD binding; protein dimerization activity
Source: RefSeq, a predicted model, not a curated record
AAAAAACUACUGGGCCAGGACCGCCGCGGACAUGCCACUCUCGUCUUGACUCACAUCGCCAACCUUUCCAUCUCCCCUUCUUAUACCCCCAAUUACAUUUCUCUCAAUCGACGAACGAACGCCUUUUGUUUUUCUGUUCGCUUGUGGUUCUUGCUUUUAUUUUUUUAUUCUUACAAUCGAUAUCCCCCACCCCUCUCUCCUCAACCAAACAUCCACAAUGGGCGAAUUCCCUGUAAAGAAGUGCGGCGUCCUCGGAUGCACCGGCUCCGUCGGCCAGCGCUUCAUCCUCCUCCUCUCGCAGCACCCGUACCUGAAGCUCGUCGCCGUCGGCGCCUCCUCCCGCUCCGCCGGCAAGAAGUACCGCGACGCCGUGCGGUGGAAGCAGGCCUCGCCCAUGGGCGACGUGGCCGACCUCGUCGUGCGCGAGUGCAAGGCCUCCGAAUUCACCGACUGCGACGUCGUCUUUAGCGGUCUCGACUCGGACGUCGCCGGCGAGAUUGAGAUGGAAUUCCUCAAGGCAAACCUCGCCGUCUUCUCCAACGCCAAGAACUACCGCCGCGACCCCCUCGUCCCCCUCGUCGUCCCGACCGUCAACCUCCCCCACCUCGACCUCAUCCCCCACCAGCGCAAGCACCACUCGCUCGAAAAGGGCUUCCUCGUGUGCAACUCCAACUGCGCCGUCAUCGGCCUUGUCAUCCCCUUCGCCGCCCUCCAGGCUGCCUUUGGCCCCGUCGACCAGGUCUCCGUCGUCACCAUGCAGGCCGUCUCCGGCGCCGGAUACCCAGGCGUCUCCUCCAUGGACAUGAUCGACAACGUCGUGCCCUUCAUCUCGGGCGAGGAGGACAAGCUCGAGACGGAGGCGCAAAAGAUCCUCGGAAAGAUCACGUCCGACCUCACCGCCUUCGAGAACCAGACCGACCUCAAGGUCAGCGCCUCCUGCAACCGCGUCCCCGUCCUCGACGGCCACACGGCCUGCGUCUCGCUCCGCUUCGCUCGCCGCCCGGCCCCCUCGGCCGAUGCGGUCAAGAAGGCCCUGCGCGAGUACGUUUCCGACGCCCAGCGCCUCGGCUGCCCCUCGGCCCCCGAGAGCCCCAUCGUCGUCUUCGACGAGCCCGACCGCCCACAGCCCCGCCUCGACCGCGACCUCGGCCGCGGCUACAGCGUCAGCGUCGGCCGCGUGCGCGAGGACGAGAGCGGCAUCUUCGACAUUAAGUUCGUCGCCCUCAGCCACAACACCGUCAUCGGCGCCGCCGGCUCUUCUAUCCUCAAUGCCGAGGCCGCCGUGCUCAAGGGCUUUGUGUAGACGGGAGGCGAUGAGGAGGGGGUAAUCGCAUUAAAAGAAUUAGGCAAGAGGGGAAUCUAGGUGUAAAUGGUGCAUGGUUGGUUGCAUCUACGGCAUGGAAAAAAGUAAAAGACGAGUAACUGCACUAGAGCGCGAACGUCGGAUCCAAGUUGGAUCAAGAACGGUAUGAAGUCUGAAGCAUUUAUUUCCAAUCUCUGGUUGGCGAAACGAGUGACAGCGCACGUGUGGAACAAUUUUUUAGGAGAUG